Cucumis melo (muskmelon) is the source of this 1097-nucleotide messenger RNA. RefSeq names its product nascent polypeptide-associated complex subunit beta-like. The coding region runs from base 239 to 751 and encodes 170 amino acids. Lineage: Eukaryota; Viridiplantae; Streptophyta; Magnoliopsida; Cucurbitales; Cucurbitaceae. The transcript is spliced from 6 exons. Gene Ontology annotation, cellular component: cytosol; nascent polypeptide-associated complex. The record is from RefSeq and is a predicted model, not a curated record.
UGUUUGUGUUAUUGAAUUUCUUGAUUACUUUACAGAUCGUGUUUAUAUCUAUACUAUCUGUAAUUGCGUUCUUCGAUUGUGAGUUUAGAAGUGAAGUAAAGAACAGCUUAGGUUAGAGGAUUUAGUGUAGCCGUAGUUACUGUACCGAGCAGGAGCUUACAUUACAUGUACAUUACAUUUCUUGUAUUUUCUCAGCGAUUGUGAUAACAUGAUGAACGGAUAAAUUUAUACCUUGAUAAUGUUCAAGAUGGAUCAUACAAAGCUCCAGAAAAUGGCUGGUGCGGUUCGCACUGGUGGAAAAGGUAGCGUGAGAAGGAAGAAGAAGGCUGUUCACAAGACAACUACCACAGACGAUAAACGGCUUCAAAGUACCUUGAAGAGAAUAGGAGUUAAUGCAAUUCCUGCUAUUGAGGAAGUCAACAUUUUCAAGGAUGAUGUAGUUAUUCAAUUUACUAACCCGAAGGUUCAGGCUUCCAUUGCGGCAAACACAUGGGUUGUUAGUGGUUCUCCUCAAACGAAAAAAUUGCAAGAUAUCCUGCCCGGAAUUAUCAACCAAUUGGGACCCGAUAACUUGGACAACUUGAGGAAGUUGGCCGAGCAGUUCCAGAAGCAAGCACCUGGAGCAGGUGCCGGUGCUGCAGCAGCAGCAGCAGCAGCAGCUGCCAAUGGUGAGGAUGAUGAUGAUGAUGUUCCCGACCUUGUCGAAGGGCAGACCUUCGAAGCUGCUGCAGAAGAGAAGCAAGCCUCUUAGAUAGAGGAGCUCCCAGAUGAUUUUGUUUAGCUUUUCUUGUUUUUUUUUUCUUCUUUACAUAAUUUAAAAAUGUUUGGGAAGAGUUCCAUUUUUCUCCGUGUAUUUGUUUUUGCUAAUCUUUGUUCCCCCCUCCACCUUGCUCACAUGUAACUUCCCCGAUGAAUGGAUUUUCGAUUGCCUGCCCGGCCCCCUCCCCCUUCAACUGCCAGCCUUAAUUCCUCUGAGUAAUGUUUUCCAUAUUUAAUGUGCGGAAUUUAUAGGAAAAAUAUGGGGAUUAAAGUUUUAAGGUCAACUUUUGUAUUCGAAUAUGUUAAGGUAUGCUUAUUAAGUAGUCAUUUCCCCCUCU